AUGUUGUUUGUAGUCGACUUUGACGAGACCAUCACGGCCCACGAUACGAUUUCUUGCUUGGCAAAUGCUGCCAACAAACCUGAUGUAUGGAAAUUUUUGGCAAAUUCGUAUUGGGAGGAAUACAUGGCUUGGAAGUCUGGUUUGCCAAAACUUACUACGCUGUCCUCACAUCUCAACUUGUUACAGGCAGGUGGGUUCGCUGAAACUGCCAGUCUGCAAAGAGUUCAAUCUUAUAAAUUCUUCCAGGGGUUAUCCAUGGAGCAAUUGGAUGCAGUUGCUUCGUCCAUUACGCUACGAGAUGGAUUCGACAAGUUCUUGCAAUCGUUAAUGCCGCGGCUACGAGACCGUUCUGACGAAUUUCAUAUUCUAUCUAUCAAUUGGUCGAGCCGUGUUAUCCAAAAUACUUUACGUCGAAUUCCCGGAAUCGAUGUGGGACUUGUUACCAUUCACUCUAACGAUUUGGAAGUGGACCCUACAACCCGGCUUACCACAGGCAAUAUCGUGCCAUAUCACACAACGACUUUAGUUAUGACGGCCGAUGACAAAACCCGCGAGUUUAUGGCUAUUGUACAGCAAGCAUCGUCCGCUUCUUCCCAUCCCCAUACCACUGUCUAUAUAGGUGAUUCUAGCACUGACUUUGGUUGCUUUGUUCAGGCCACAAUCGGUAUCUUGUUUCUUGCAAACGAACAAAGUAAAUUGACCCUGGAAUCAUUUACUGAUGUGACUCUUUUAAAUAUCGAUCCUUCUUUCCCCAACUUCAACCUGAACGAAUCGUCCCAGCUCCAUCCUAUCCCUCGCAGUCAAUCCCGACCUUCCAAAGUACUAAAUACUUUUAAUACGACAAUCUACACUUGUGAUCAAUGGUCCAUUCUUGCUCAAGUCUUUUGGCGCUGA
Schizosaccharomyces octosporus yFS286 is the source of this 894-nucleotide messenger RNA. RefSeq lists its product as uncharacterized. NCBI's taxonomy places the organism in Eukaryota, Fungi, Ascomycota, Schizosaccharomycetes, Schizosaccharomycetales, Schizosaccharomycetaceae. The coding region runs from base 1 to 894 and encodes 297 amino acids. The transcript has a single exon. The record is from RefSeq and is a predicted model, not a curated record.